Lactuca saligna is the source of this 330-nucleotide messenger RNA. NCBI's taxonomy places the organism in Eukaryota, Viridiplantae, Streptophyta, Magnoliopsida, Asterales, Asteraceae. The record is from the annotation of a GenBank genome assembly.
AUGAUCAAGUGUUAUAUUCUUGAAAUUGCGAAGAUAGAUGUUGAGAUCACAUCUAUUCUGAAGAAGAUGCCCAUUCUGAAGCCAGAAGAACAACCCAAAGACGUCCAACACUUGAAGACAGGGAUUAUUCAAAAGAAGCAUUGGAGAAUUGUUUACAAGAGAAAGGAAGGUGAAGUGGUUCAGAACUGCAUGUUCUUUUUAAUGGACAAACACCUAUACUCAUCAUCGGCUCUCAAAACAAUCUUAUCCUCUACUGAAGCUCACAAAGCCAAUUUUUUUGGUGAUGUAAAAUGUGUUUCAAAUAUGAUAUGUUGGUAUCUAUCAUUUUGA